Molecule: messenger RNA, 2151 nt
Organism: Saccostrea cuccullata (small rock oyster)
Lineage: Eukaryota; Metazoa; Mollusca; Bivalvia; Ostreida; Ostreidae
Product: microtubule-associated proteins 1A/1B light chain 3C-like
Exons: 4
Coding region: 105-506 (133 amino acids)
Biological process (GO): autophagy of mitochondrion; autophagosome maturation; cellular response to nitrogen starvation
Cellular component (GO): cytosol; autophagosome membrane; autophagosome
Molecular function (GO): ubiquitin protein ligase binding
Source: RefSeq, a predicted model, not a curated record
AUAUCGUCGACGUCAUUUGUUUGCGCCAUUUCUGAGGGAGCAGAGUGUCAAACAGUGGUUAACUUCGCAUAAGGUCUGAUCAUUGACAUCGUCUCUGCAUGUGAAUGGUAUUAACGGUGACAAUGCCAGAGAAAAAUGGAGAUACGUAUAAAACUUUUAAACAGAGGAAAAGUUUUGCUGUGCGGAAGGAAGAGGUAGUGGGCAUAAGAUCAAAGUUCCCUACAAAAGUACCGGUGAUUGUAGAGAGAUAUUACAAGGAGCAGCAUCUGCCAAUGCUGGAUAAAACUAAAUUUCUGGUGCCUCAAGAGCUCUCCAUGUCACAAUUUGCCUCUAUCAUUAGGAAUCGAAUGUCACUGAAUUCAAAUCAAGCAUUUUAUCUCAUAGUGAACAACAAAAGUAUUUCAAGCAUGUCAAUGACUCUGGCUGAAGUGUAUAGAGAUGACAAAGAUGAUGAUGGCUUCCUUUACAUGACUUACGCCUCUCAAGAAAUGUUUGGAGGGUGUUGAUAUUUCAGUGCAAUGUUGUGAUUGGGCAAUAAAUAAUUGAUCAUGUGAUCAAGUCUUGGAAUUUGCUUCUGGGGCAGAAUUUUCGGAGUUUUGGAGCCAGUGCUAUGGAAUCGGUUCAUACAUUUUGUCAUGAAAUAAAAGUGGAUACUUAAAAUUGUCAUCCUGAAUAAUUAAGUGUAAUGAUUUUGUUGCCAUGCUUAUUUAUAAUUAUAUAUCCAUAUUUUAUUUCAUUCUCCUGUUCCAAAAGUUUCAUUGCACAAGGAGUUACGUCAAACACCUUAUUUCUUCCCUUGUACGAUGUAUUAUUUAUUUUGCAGACAGCCAUUUUUUUUUUUCAAAGAUCAGAUUUCUAGAAUGAAGUAAAUGUGAAGCUGAAUAAUUUUUGUAUUAAUUGACAUUUUUGUUUUUAAUUUGCAACACAUCUGUACAAAGUAUUUAUUUAUUUAUGCUUUGUAGUUUCAUUUGUAUGCUAAUUAUGGUCUUCCAUAGCAAAUUGCAGUCUUGCAAUAAAAAAAACAACAACAUCAAAUUCACACGAACACACACACACAGACACAUUUGCUUUCCCUUUAAUUAAAAAUUUUGUGUAAAACAAUAAACAAAUUGGACAUCAGGGUCUGCAGUGCAUGUUAUGAACAAAUUAAUUGCUAUGUUGGAUGAAUGUCCCAAAGCUGUCACAUGUAUUGCUUUACUUUGCUUUGAUUAUCUUUGAACUUUUGAAUCUCACAUGAAAAUUUCUCUUGAGUUUAUAUGUAUUUACCAGGGGUAAUACAAAUGGAUAUUGGCAAUUGCUGUGACAGAAAACAUUUGAAAGAUUUCUAAACACAAUGUAGUUUGAAUUCAGAUAGUGAAUUCGCUAGUUGCAUUUUGAUAAGAUUAUGAUAGACUUUGGUUUGUGGUAUACCUUAUGCAGGAUUUUGUUUUGUGUAUGCAAAUAUGAAUAACUUGAUGAAGAUAGUGCUACAUGUAUUGGAAUAAUGUUGUAUAUGAAGUGGUCUGAUUCUAGUCUAAAAUGAUACAUGUGUUUCAUUGUGAUGUACAUGAUAAAUUAAGACUCCACAAUCUUUAUGUUGAUGUUAAAUUUCAUAUAGUUACAUGUAUUCAGUGGUUGAAAGUAUAAAUGCCAUGUACAUGUUGUUCAAUCAUUAGUCAUUGAUUGACUUGAAUCUUUAUUAGAAAGUUGUAUCAUGUUGCUCAACUUUCAUUCAUAAUUGCUUGGUAAUGGCAGUAUCUGAAAUUAUUUAUGCUGAAGUGACAUUGAUUGUUUUGUAGUUCUUGAAGUGACAGUUUCAGUUACUGUCUUGUCAGAUACCCAGAUGUCAUUGCUGAUCAAUUCAUGAUUUGUUAUUUUCUAAAUCCGAUUCAAUUUCUUCAAUCUGAACAAACAAAAUUGUGAAAUAUUUAAUAAAUGUUAUCAUUACAGAGGUUUGUGAAAACUGGCAUUUAAGAUGAUAUUACAUGUAUCAUUACACCACUCAUAGGAAGGCAUUAAUGAUGUUUGUGCUAUUUGUUUGUCUGUGAUAAUCAUUAUUAAUUUAUGAAUUUAUCUCCAUUCUGCCUGUAGGUGGUGAAAGGUAUUUCUCAUGUAGAAAAAGAAUGUGAUUGUUCACAAACUUAUAUGUAAUAAACUUUAUGAAAUAACGAA